Molecule: messenger RNA, 793 nt
Organism: Zonotrichia albicollis (white-throated sparrow)
Lineage: Eukaryota; Metazoa; Chordata; Aves; Passeriformes; Passerellidae
Source: RefSeq, a predicted model, not a curated record
AGGCACAGGUUAUCCCUGCUCUUGUGUAACCUGUUGCAUAAAGCUGGCGUGGGCAGGAGUGCUGCCAGCAGUGGGGGCUAUAAAGUGGGUGCAGCGUCUCCUGCCCACAUCCACUCCAGAGUGAGGAUGGCAGCAGCACUGCCCAGCCUGGCUCUAGCCCUGCUCUGCCUGCUGCAGGCAGGAGCCCAGGUGCCCGUGCAGCCGGACCUGGACACCGAGAAGUUUGCAGGGGAGUGGCAUGUCACAGCCAUUGCUUCCAACUGCUCCGUCUUCCUGAAGAUGAAGGAUGGGAUGAAGUCAUCCAUGGCCAUCGUCAGCUUCACACCAGAAGGGGACCUGGCCAUGAAGUUGGUCUUACCCCUGAUGGACAAAUGCCAAGAGUUUGAGCUGCUCUUCCAGCAGAGUGGGCAGGCGGGGCGCUACAUGGGAGCACAAGAGAAGAGGAAUCUGUGUGUGAUGGAGACAGACUACAGCCACUACGCUGUCCUGCACGAGGUCCACAGCGAGACAGAGCCCAGCACGGCGCUGCAGCUCCUCAGUAUGUUGGGAGUGGGGACCUGGCUCCUGGAAAGGGAUGGGGGCACCAGCAGCAGGCAGGGACUGGGCUCCCCACCACUACCCAGGGCCACUACCAGCAGCACCCCAUGUCCAUCACCUAGGGAAUUAAUUUUGGGGUGAAUGAAACCUUGCACUAAAGUAAUCUCCAGCUGGUUGCGGGUUGAACCAGAGCCCCCUGCAGUGUGCAAGCCCAGCUGCAGCAUCCCAAGCCUGCCAGCCACCCCAAACCACCCCA